Messenger RNA from Fragaria vesca subsp. vesca, 1709 nucleotides. RefSeq lists its product as uncharacterized. The coding region runs from base 55 to 1356 and encodes 433 amino acids. NCBI's taxonomy places the organism in Eukaryota, Viridiplantae, Streptophyta, Magnoliopsida, Rosales, Rosaceae. The record is from RefSeq and is a predicted model, not a curated record. The transcript is spliced from 3 exons.
UUCCCCCCGAUCCUCCAUAAACCCUACUCACUUCUUCUUCCCCAACCCCUGAAAAUGCUGACUCCAACUCAGGCCAUCUCGAAAAGACCCAUUUGCCCUUCCUGCUCCAAACCCGUCCGGCUCUGCCUCUGCAGUCGGAUCCACAAUCCGGGGCUCCACAACUCUGUAAGUGUCACCAUUCUUCAACACAGCUUUGAGAAGAAGCACCCUCUUAAUUCAGCUAGGAUUGCUAGACUUGGGCUUAAGAAUGUGAAGGUGGUUACUGUGUUUGAUGUUCAUUUUGAUGCCCGGUUCGUUAUCCGGUUGCUCGACCCGGAUUUGGACCCGAAUGGUUCAAAGGGUGCAUCUUUUGAUGGAGGUGUGGGUUCUGGGUUUUGUGUUGAGUCAGAAAUUGUGGGUUUUGAUAGUUUAGAGAAACAGAGGAGUUGUGGUAGUGUGAUUGAUUGUAAUGAGGAAUGUAGUCUUGGGAAUGAUAUAGGUAAUGUGAGGAGUGCUCAAAAUGAAUUAGGAGGUGUAGAAUAUGUAGAAAAUUGUAGCGUAUCGAGCGGUGAUGCAUUACUUGUAGAGCAAGAACAUGAGUUCACUAGUGAUGCAUGCACUGAUGUAAAGGGUGUGUUUAAUCUGGAGACUUGUGAUAGGCAUUUGGAAGGACAAUCUGGUGUGGAUGAGGAUUCAACUGCAACGACAUUGGCUUCACUAUGUGAUGCCGAUACGGAUUUUGAGUCAGUUGAAGGUGUUACAGUUGGUAAUGAUGGACCUGUUAUAAUGGCUACAAUUGGCAAGAAUGGCAUUAGCUCUCUUACUCAUACUUGGAUGCCACAAACCCAUCAUAGGAAUUCACAGUUUGAUGCAAUUUCAGAGAUUACAGAAGCGCGUGAGGCUCUGGCAAAGGGAUUUGUUGUACAAAAGUUGCAAAGGCAGCCAUCGAAAGGAAAUGUGGAAUUGGAUGAAACAGUAGAAUUUGAAGUAGAAGUUCCUCCGGGAUCUGUUCUCUUGUUUCCAUCUGAAGAAGCAGUUAGUGUUAGUGACCUUGAAGCGAUGGAUAUUAAGGUCAAGAAUUUGAUUGUCUUGGAUGGAACAUGGUCUAAGGCAAAGAGAAUGUAUGUGGAAAACCCCUGGUUGAAGCUAUUGCCACAUUUGAGGUUGGAUUUGGACAAGCUGAGUUUGUACAAUGAAGUGAGAGUCCAACCCAAGCCGGGAUUUCUGUCCACUAUUGAGAGCAUUGUAUACGCACUAAAGGCGGUAGGGGACAGUCCGGAAGGCCUGGACAAUCUCUUGGAUGUUUUCGAGUCCAUGGUUGGAGACCAGAGACGAUGCAAAGAAGAAAGAAUAAGCAAUGUCUUGCCGCCUGAGUGAGUCUUAUGCUCAAUUUCACUAUUAGGACAAUUGUCAUUUCAAUUCCAACUGCCUUUCCGAGCAGAGAAGCGGACUUGAACCGGCUGGCCUAGCAGAGAAAAUGGGUUCUCGGAGACCUCCUUUCAGAUGAGGAAGUGGCUGAGCUGGUGGAACAGUAUCGGCAUAGUGAUUGCUCCCGCCAAAUCAAUCUGGCUAGAAAUGGUGUGUAUGUGAAUGUCGUGGACAGAGUAAAGGAGGCCAUCAUGACUGAAGAGGUAGUGAGACUAGACUGCACUCUUGCCGGUACCAGUGAUUGCAAAAGAACAGGCGCAAAAUUGAGGGACCUUGUAUCUUGCGACCCCUUUUGUUCAAAG